This is a messenger RNA of Amoebophrya sp. A120, 2477 nucleotides long. The record is from the annotation of a GenBank genome assembly. Lineage: Eukaryota; Dinophyceae; Syndiniales; Amoebophryaceae.
GCCGAUACUUUUUGGCUGUUUCUACUUUUUGUAUGGCAGAGCAGGUUCUUGGUUGAGUGACGACUCCUCAUUGUUUUCGGGCCGAUAGUAAGUUUGGAAAUCAUAUGUGAAUUUUUCGCAUGGAUGGCUCUCGAUCCGGUACUAGUGUAAGACAGACCCAUGCUGAGAGCGCGCAAGCGCUGACCGCCGUCGGCGGAUUACAGUAGCAGAUAUAGUCGAGGUCCGGAACAAGAAAUAUCAUGAAUAAAAUUUUAGCGAAUCAUAAGCAGUUAUAAUUGGCGCAAGAAUUAUGAUGGACGUAUCGGAGCCGGGCCGCGGCAUGGCCGCGGAGGAAAGCCAGGACUCCGCGUUGCAGUGGGGCGCGUUGACCGAGAGCAUAUUGAGCACGCCGAGCCACUUUGCCGACAUGGAGAAUUACGAGGGCACGUUCGAGUACCUCCGGGACGAGUGCCGCGUGCUGGUAAUCGGGGCUGGGGGUCUCGGCUGCGAAAUUUUGAAGGAUUUAGCGUACUCCGGGUUUCGGCAGAUCGAUGUCAUAGAUUUGGACACGAUCGACAUCUCCAACUUGAACCGGCAGUUCCUCUUCCAGCAGCGGCACGUGGGGCAGUACAAGGCGGACGUGGCGGCCGAGGCGAUCAACGAGCGCCUGGGCCGGGACUACGUGUGUGUCACACCACACGUGGGAAAAAUCCAAAGCAAAGACCCAAGCUUCUACCGCCAGUUCAAUCUAAUCAUUGCAGGACUAGACAACAUAGAGGCGCGGCGCUGGAUCAACAACCUCGUGCAUAGCCUUGUGGAGCGCGACCCGGAGACCGGAGAACCGGACCUGUCUACCACAAUACCGCUGUUAGACGGGGGUACGAAAUAUUAAGCAAGCGAAUCCCAUUCUGGUCCCUGGUGGUAUGGUUGCCAAAGUUUUUUUUUGCAAUUUUUACGUACUUUCUGCAAAAAUACAGAAAAGUUCUUCUUGGAAAAAACAAAUGGGGGCAAACCAAAUUUGAGCGCCCACACGCCGUGGUGACGCGAUAAGUAGCACAACUGCGCACGCAAGAACAGGGACGGGUCGGGUAGGAGCUGUCCUUUGCAUAAACCGCACGGAAGGUCUUCGGGGGCAGGCUCGGCUGAUAAUGCCCACACAGACAUCGUGCUUCGAGUGCAGUUUGGACAUGUUUCCGCCCCAGGUAAACUUUCCCCUCUGUACCAUCGCGGAGACGCCCCGCCUUCCCGAGCACUGCAUUGAGUACGCGUUGGUCAUACUGUGGGACCGGGUGUUCGGGGAAAAACGAACCACACACACGGUAACCGCCGCGAGUGCAGCACCCCCGGAGCGGCAAGCGGAACAGCCCGAGACGGGGGUCGUGCCAGAAGGGACUACUAGCGACAGCCGGCAGCAGCGUGAAGCUGGACAAGAAGGUCGUGGAGAAGACGAGGCCCACAGGAGCAAGGUGUCGGCGGAAAUCGAGGCGCUGACCAAGGAGAUCGCAGCCCUGCAGAAGAAGAUCCUGCCGGGCGAAACCACCAGUACCAGCGCGGCCGCUGUGGCACUGGACAAAGACUCGCCGGUGCACAUGCAGUGGCUGUACAAGCAGGCGCUGCGACGCGGGCUCCAAUUCGGGAUCGCGGGCGUGACGUACCAGCUGACCAUGGGCGUGGUGAAGCGGAUCAUUCCCGCGGUGGCCUCCACGAACGCGAUCAUUUCGGCUGCGCUGGUGCAGGAGGCUCUGAAGGUGUCCGUGUACUGCAGCGGCACCGUGCUGGACAAUUAUUUCAUGUACAUGGGCCACGACGGGCUUUACAGCCAUACCUUCCGCUACGAGAAAAAGCCCGACUGCCUGGUGUGCAGCGACGCCGCCAUCAAGGCGCAGACGGUGCUUGAGGUACCGAUGCGGAAGACCGACACGCUGGCGGAGCUGCUCACGAGACUGGGCGAGAUGCCGCAACUGCAGCUGAAGAGGCCCUCGAUAACCACCUCCGCCGGAAUCGUGUUCUUGCAGAACCCGCCGUCUUUGCGCCGCGAGCACGAGUACAAGCUGCACAAAAGCUUGUCGCAACUGGUCGAGUUCGGGGUCUUCAAGGAAAAGGAGCCCUUGUUUGUCACUGACCCACAGUGCCUGCCCUCGUGCAACAUCAAAAUUCAGGUCGUGCUUACAUAAAGAUAAAACUCUUGUCACAUCAUUGCGUAUGGAGGAGCGCCCUCCCACUCAUUUUAUUGAGUUGGUGCUAGGGCGGGUGGGAAUUUUUUACGCGUUAGGGAAUGCAGGUUCGGACGACGAUGUACGAAGCCGAUGUACGAAGCCGAUUGUUAUCGAUUUUGGUUCCGCUUAAAGGAAGAUGAUGAUGUGGCCAGGACGAUGAAGUUCAUUCCGAGAUGAAUUUUCCUUCUCCUCAGAGGAUGACACAAGCUCGUGCUCGUCUAAGAAGUUCUGAAAAUGUGUGGUCUCCUGGCGAAGUAGUCGGUGCGCGAUCGCCUCUUGCCG